This is a messenger RNA of Microbotryum saponariae, 1428 nucleotides long. NCBI's taxonomy places the organism in Eukaryota, Fungi, Basidiomycota, Microbotryomycetes, Microbotryales, Microbotryaceae. The record is from the annotation of a GenBank genome assembly.
AUGGUCGAGAAAAGGAUCGUCGUCAAAGACCUGUGGAUCUUCCCCAUCAAGAGCUGCAAGGGCACGCAGCUCAAGGAGAGUGGAUACAGCGAAACAGGAUUGGAUGCAAGUAGGCGUCGGUUUCACUACUUUGCGUAGCGCUUCGCUGAUCCAGACUAUCUGCCUGUGCUUCGAAUCCCCCGCCACAUCGUCUGCGAUCAGUACGACCGCCAAUGGAUGAUCGGUCGGUCCCAAGCCAAGCGAUUUGCUUUGGUCCACUCGAUAAAGUUGAUCUGAUUGGUAUCGCUGGCUUUUCUUCGCAGUCGAAGAACGCUCGCAUCGCUUCUUGACCGCUCGCAACAUUCCUCGAGUCAGUCUCUGGGAGGUGGGCCUCGGAAUCCGCGCUUCUUCCGUCGGCUGACCCAACAUAAUGAACGGCUCCAACAUAGAUGGUGCUUAUCCACCCAAAAAUUAGCUCUACAACACUUCAAGUUGACGUGCCCGCUUGGGGCGACAACCCUGCUUCGUCCCACUGGAUCCCACUUGACUUGCCCUCAUCUAUUACCGACGAGGAUCUCUUGACCGACGUGCAAAUUUGGGGGUCGUCCAACACCCCCUACAGCGUCGGGACGCCAGAGCUCAACGCUGCUCUGAGUGGCUUCAUGGGUAAGCCCGUGUUGCUGGUUCGAAAGGGCGACGAGCCGAGGCUCACGGCCGGUGGGGAGAUCGUCGAGACGCUCAGCGAGGUCAAGAUGGACUACGAGGGUGGAAGCACGAUCAAAUGGAGCGACCAGUUCCCCGUCUUACUCGUUUCCGAAGCUUCUCGGAGGGACGUCGAGAAGCAUCUGCUCAAAGAAGGGUAUGGGAACGAGAAUCAGAGAUGGUCGGAGCGGGGGAUCCAGAAGCAACCGCUUGAGAUUCUGAGAUGGAGGGGCAACGUCAUCGUCGAUGGCGCCGAUGCUUGGGAAGAAGAUGGAUGGAAUGAAAUUCGAUUCGAGGGUAGAGAGCAGAGCGAGACGAUGAAUGUCGCUACACGAUGCGCCAGGUGUAUGGUCAGCCCCCCCACCCCCCGCUCCCUGUCCCGAUGAAUGAUCUGCGCUAAUGAGGUUACCCCCCAACGAUGCAUUGUUGUAGCUUCCGAAUGUUGACCCCGAGACAGGAGUAAGAGACAAGUCGGUGCCUGACAAGGUAAGGAGGGGCGUGCUUGCGCAGGAUGAGUUUUAUCCAGUCGACUGACCAGGUGACGAUCUCUUCCUUGUGCAGACCCUACGACUGUAUCGAGAAGGAAUCUGGCCCAUAUUCGCCCAAAAGACCUUCUUCGGCGUCAAUCUUGUGCCCCGAACAGCACGAGGUACCCUUCGCGUAGGGGACCAAGUCGUCGUGGUCAAGGCAUUCUCGCCCAAGGACGAUCACGAACACCAGUACGAGAGGCCCGAGGAUCAGAUGUAG